UAAGUUUGGGUGUUACCUGUACGGCUAUGCGCCCGGUAUGGCAUACAUGCAUCCGGCAGGAUUACAGGUGAGAAUUAAAAAAAAAAGGGGGGGGGGAAAUCUUGAUAAAUGAAAAGCCUCAAUGUUUGAACUAGUUAAUAGCCUCAGUAUUUGAACAGGUGUAACGCCUCGAUGUCGUAACAGGUUAAAAGCCUCAGUGUUAUUACAGAAUAGAUGUUUAAUAUCGUUUUUAAAGUAAAAUUAGAAUUUCAUGUUAACAAACAUAGAUUUAGAUUUUUAAAAAAAAAAUAAAAAAAAUUAACGAAAUAACAACAACCACAUUGAACUUGCUAUUUCAGCAUUGCCUUUUAACGUGAUUUUUUAACUGUGAUAGCUGAAUUCUUGCUUUGUAAAUCUUAGUCAAAAGUGGAGCAUGUAAUUAAUUACUUUACCGUAAGUCAAAGGCCCAAAAUGUAAAGUUUCUUCCCUCCGAGUGGUUACUUCGUGGUGAGAGUACACAAGGUUAAAGUGUUCACCAAUUAUAAGAAAAAUCAUGAUAUUUUCACCACCCCACUUGUUUUGUAAUGGCGCGAUCCACCUAAAACUUUACAUGAUUUAUAAUGGACCUCCUACAAACUCGCCACAUGUUUUGUAAGUACUCGAUCACGCCACCACUCCACUUCUCUUGUAAGGGACUCACCCCUACCAAACCUCUACUUGUUUUAUAAAUUACCCUCCUACAUACUCGCCACAUGUUUUGUAAGUAGUGCCUCACCCCACUAAAACCUCUACUUGUUUUAUAAAUUACCCUCCUACAUACUCGCCACAUGUUUUGUAAGUAGUGGCUCACCCCACCUAAACCUCUACUUGUUUUAUAAAUUACCCUCCUACAAACUCGCCACAUGUCUUGUAAGUAGUGCCUCACCCCACCUAAAUCUCUACUUGUUUUAUAAAUUACCCUCCUACAUACUCGCCACAUGUUUUGUAAGUAGUGCCUCACCCCACCUAAACCUCUACUUGUUUUAUAAAUUACCCUCCUACAAAAUCGCGACAUGUUUUGUAAGUAGUGCCUCACCCCACCAAAACCUCUACUUGUUUUAUAAAUUACCCUCCUACAUACUCGCCACAUGUUUUGUAAGUAGUGCCUUACCCAACCUAAACCUCUACUUGUUUUAUAAAUUACCCUCCUACAAACUCGCCACAUGUUAUGUAAGUAGUGGCUCACCCCACCUAAACCUCUACUUGUUUUAUAAAUUACCCUCCUACAUACUCGACACAUGUUUUGUAAGUACUGCCUCACCCCACCUAAACCUCUACUUGUUUUAUAAAUUACCCUCCUACAUACUCGCCACAUGUUUUGUAAGUAGUGCCUCACCCCACCUAAACCUCUACUUGUUUUAUAAAUUACCCUCCUACAUACUCGCCACAUGUUUUGUAAGUAGUGCCUCACCCCACCUAAACCUCUACUUGUUUUAUAAAUUACCCUCCUACAUACUCGCCACAUGUUAUGUAAGUAGUGGCUCACCCCACCUAAACCUCUACUUGUUUUAUAAAUUACCCUCCUACAUACUCGCCACAUGUUUUGUAAGUAGUGGCUCACCCCAUCAAAACCUCUACUUGUUUUAUAAAUUACCCUCCUACAUACUCGCCACAUGUUUUGUAAGUAGUGCCUCACCCCACCUAAACCUCUACUUGUUUUAUAAAUUACCCUCCUACAUACUCGCCACAUGUUUUGUAAGUAGUGGCUCACCCCAUCAAAACCUCUACUUGUUUUAUAAUAGAUCCUCUCAUAAAAUCUCCGCAUUUUCGUAAUGCCCCAACCUUCCUCCACGUAUGAUCUAUAAUGACCCCCACACCCCCACAUAUUUUGUAAAAGCUCCACUAUCAAACUACUCAUAUGUUUUGUAAUGCCUUCAACCUCCCUACGUGUUUUAAUGGCUCCACCAACAACCUACCCCUUGUUUUGUAAUAGCUACCCUAUGAAACUAUCCAUAUUAUGUUUUGUAAGUGCUCAACCCCCCCCCCUCACGUUUUUAAUUGCUCCACCAACAGCCACCACCCCCAUGUUUUGUAGUGGCUCCCACUAUCCCCAACAUGUUUGAUAAUGGCCCUCUACUCACGUUUUGUAAUGACAUCACUUGUCCAUUCCAACCGCCCAUUUCCUAGCGAUAUAUAUGGUAUAUCAUUCUAUGUCAGGAUUGCAAAUUAAGUCAAGAAAAACACUCUAUGCAUGAUAGCAUUGACAAUGACUGCGAUGGCCGCACCGACGAAGAACACAAAAAUGGCAAAGGUGAGCUUUUUAAAUGUGAUAUUUAUAUUACUAAUAAUUUUAAUUGAAUUAAUGAUAUUUUAACAUGUUUCUUUCAAAAAAUUGUAUUCUUUUCUAGAUUCGAAUUACCGUAUUUAUUGGCGUAUAGAACGCUCUUUUUCUCCCUGAAAAUAGGGGGACAAAUGAUGUGUGCGUGUUACACGCCGAUAUAAUAAUAAGGACCCAUCGUACAUACCGCUUAGCGGCGCGAAUGGUGCGUAUCAUAAGCCGAUAUAAUGCUAAGGACCCAUAGUACAUACCGCUUAGCGGCGCCAAUGGUGCGUAUUAUAAGCCGAUAUAAUGCUAAGGACCCAUAGUACAUACCGCUUAGCGGCGCCAAUGGUGCGUAUUAUACGCCCGUGCGUGUUAUACGCCAAUAAAUACGGUAUGUGAAAAUGGGAAGUAGUCAUCCAUCUUAUAACUAGAUAUACACAUGCGUAGAGAGUAGUCAUCCAUCUUAUAACUAGAUAUACACAUGCGUAGAGAGUAGUCAUCCAUCUUAUAACUAGAUAUACACAUGCGUAGAGGCGAUGUGAGCCUCAUGUUCAUUAAGGGAAAUUGACGCAAUCAAAAACAAUUUUUAACAGUUUUCUUUUGCACUGCGUAUCGAAAUGAUAAAUCUGGACUCUGAUUCAAAUGUAUGAGUUCUUGUUCAAUUCAUAUGUUUUUAUAUAUAUUUUUUUUUUCAUUUGAUGGAUGAACUCCUGAUCAUGGGUAACCGAACUUCUUUCUGUCUAUUCACCCCUUCGACAGCUUCGCUCCUCCGCAGACACGCGUAUUCUGUCCAUUCCCAAGACACACGCUAAAAUAUAUGGUGAACGAUCUUUCUCUUUCUGCGCCCCCAAACAAUGGAAUUCUUUGCCACUACACAUCCGCAAUAUACCAACCACCAAGGCCUUCAAAACUGCACUCAAGACACAUCUCUUUAAACUGUACUACCCUGACUGAUUCCCCUCCUCUGACCGAUAAAUGAUCUUGUUGGCUGCCAUCCAUGGUUUGCCUUGUAAAAGUCCUGGAGUUCAUGCUGUUCUUUAUUUCAUAAUUGUAUCUGAUUUUAAUGUCAUGAUUAUGUCUCUUUUAAUAAUAUUUGUAUGUACAGCGCGGUUAGCCCAGCCCUAGGCUGGGGUACUGCGCUAUAAAAGACCACUAAUUAUUAUUAUUAUAUUAUUAUUAAUGAAAUUUUCAACAAACAACAACACAACCAAAACCAACAAUAGUAAUAAAGUGUUACACAAAAGCCUCUUAUUUUGCAGAUGAUGACGGUGACAAGUUAAUUGACGAGGACCUCAGGAUUGAACCUAACGGUAGGUUUGCAUGUCAGUCAGCAAUUUGUGUGACACGAAGUCUUACUGGAGAGGAAGCUCGACGUGCCUAAUGCAGACGACACUUAGUCUUACUGGAGAGGAAGCUCGACGUGCCUAAUGCAGACGACACUUAGUCUUACUGGAGAGGAAGCUCGACGAGCCUAAUGCAGACGACACUUAGUCUUACUGGAGAGGAAGCUCGACGAGCCUAAUGCAGACGACACUUAGUCUUACUGGAGAGGAAGCUCGACGUGCCUAAUGCAGACGACACUUAGUCUUACUGGAGAGGAAGCUCGACGAGCCUAAUGCAGACGACACUUAGUCUUACUGGAGAGGAAGCUCGACGAGCCUAAUGCAGACGACACUUAGUCUUACUGGAGAGGAAGCUCGACGAGCCUAAUGCAGACGACACUUAGUCUUACUGGAGAGGAAGCUCGACGAGCCUAAUGCAGACGACACUUAGUCUUACUGGAGAGGAAGCUCGACGAGCCUAAUGCAGACGACACUUCAAGGAGAAGACAGGCGCACUCUUUGCAAACCUUUAGAAACAUAUUGCAGACUAUACCACGCACGGAACGCACAGGGGAACAGAAAAAGCUGAAGACAAAAAAAAAAGAGAACGUCGAGACAAAAAGGCAGGCACACAAAGUAUGGGAUUUCCGUGGAAGCAAUUUGGAAGGAAAGCACAGGUCCGAGAUGGACCAUUAUGUUACCCGGAUACGGCCAAUGCCCCAGCUUGGGUAAAAGACAUUAAUGAAUACGUGAAGCCAUGGAAAACAUGUGUUUCACUUAUAAAUGGAUACUGCACUUUAUAGCAAAAUUUAAAAACAAAUAACAAGGUGUUUUAAACAUCUGUCAAAGUUAACAGACUAAAAAAAAAACCCUAAAAUUGUAAAAAUUUGCAUGCUGUAUGAAAAUUGAUGACAAUUUAUUAUAAAUAUGUAGGAACAGCAUGAGCAGAGAAUGUCACGCUUUAUGUAGUCAUAGAUUGAUCAACCGUUUCAUUUUAUUAUUAUCAAUUAUAUUGUCAUUGUUUAAUGUUGCAGCUGACGGUGAAUGGGGUGCGUGGGAGUCGUGGACAUGCAAUGAAAACUGUUCUUUCCCGUUGUAUUAUCAUCGAAGGUAAUGUCUGUCACACACGGUCUUUGUUAACUGUCACAUACUUCGUCGACACAGUUGGCUUUUCUCGACUCACAAAUUAACGUGAAGGACAUAGUUGGCUUACUCGACUCACAAAUUGACACGUGGGACACAGUUGGCUUCACUCGACUCACAAAUUGACAUAUGGGACACAGUCGGCUUUUCUCGACUCACAACUUGAAGUAUGGGAUACAGUUGGCUUCACUUGACUCACAAAUUAACGUGUGGAACACAGUUGGCGUCACUUGACUCAAAAAUUAAUAUUUGGGUCACAGUUGGCUUCAUUCGACUCACAAAUUAACAUAUGGGACACAGUUGGUUUCACUCGACUCUCAAAUUAAUAUUUGGGACACAGUUGGCUUCAGUCGACUCACAAAUUAACAUAUGGGACACAGUUGGUUUCACUCGACUCUCAAAUUAAUACUUGGGACACAGUUGGCUUCACUCGACUCACAAAUUAACAUAUGGGACACAGUUGGUUUCACUCGACUAUGAAAUUAAUAUUUGGGACACAGUUGGCUUCACUCGACUCACAAAUUAACAUAUGGGACACAGUUGGUUUCACUCGACUCUCAAAUUAAUAUUUGGGACACAGUUGGCUUCACUCGACUCACAAAUUAACAUAUUGGACACAGUCGACUUCUCACGCUUACGACCAUUCAUCUGAUUUGACUCGGUAGCUUAAAGAUUGAAAUGUUUGCAGCUUCAGGGUAUCAAGCUUUUUAAAAAAAUUAAAUCUCUUAAUUUAGCGUUUGUUGCGAUUGCAAUAUUUUUUCCUAAAUCUUAAAACUACGCAAGACAUAUAUCAUCAUUAAGAAAAAUUUCUUUAAAUUACAUGGCCUGUCCAUACAAGUAUUUAUGCAUUUUUUUUUUUACUAUAGACUUUGCGAUUAUCCCCCACCACAAGGGUCUGGAAAGCCAUGUCAAGGGCCAGAUAAAAAAUUUUCCAAUGUGACUUGUGUUCCUCAAAGGAAAUGUCCUGAAAAGGGUAUUUAUUUUUCGUACGGUUAUAUGCUGCGUACAUAAGAAAUAUUUAAAUAUAUAUUGCUAUACGCCAAUUUUUGUAUUUUAGUGUUAAUUGGUGCGUCUUGAUUUGUACAUUCCAUGUUUAAAGUUGCUUGUCGGGUUUUUGUUUUCGGGCCGAUUUGUAUAGGUAUGUGAGACAUAUGACUUAUGUAUGUGUGAGGAGUUCUUGUAACGUCUUGUGUAGUUUGGGUUAAGUAUGUGCAGCAGGCAUUUCGGCAGUUACAAUUUGGUCUUUGAGGGGAUAACUUACCUUUUUGUUUUCUUAUUGUAAAGUGCGCAAUAGUUGCGCUCAUAGUUUAUCUGAAAAUCUGGAUUAAAGAUGACCUUAUUUAGUUUAGUUUAAGACACGAUAUCUUUAUCGAUUCAAAUAAAUUGAAAUGUUUAUUGAUUACAUUGUAUAUAUUUAUUUUAAGCACAUACAUAGAUACAUAUUUACACAAUUAAACGAAGGCAACACUUUAACAAUUUUAACAAUUUAAACACAAGACACCUAAACUAUUUCCUUAUCGAAUGAAUCAGACAUCAAUGAACUCUUUUAGUAUAAACUCUGGUUGAGCACGCUGUUAAGCUCGUACAGAAUUUAAAAAAAAAAGAAUUUUACAUCUUUCUCUACUAAUUUUAAGAGUGGGAAUUCGCCCUGAUCACAUUGAUUUUAUGCAUCUAAUAAAAUGAAGGGAAUGCAACUUCUAUUUUUUUUAAAGGUUUUAUAACAUCAUUUUUCAUCAAGUGAAGGAUGUUUAGAUUUUUUUAAGAUAACUAGCUUUCUUGCUUAGUCUAUUUAAAUGGUGUUUUAGGUCAGACGAUGAAUUCUCACAAUAGACGAAUAUACCGAAGCGCAGUAGGCUUACAGUUGUUGCACUUUUAUAAUAAGUUAAUAACUUAAUUGUUUAAGACAAGAUUGCGUUCUGUGCUAAUGUGCCUUUGAUGUCUGAACGUGUGGUAAGAAUCACUGUCAAAUGAUCAAGACCUAGACGAACGAUAGAGACUUAUCUAUGGACCUAUCACUUUAAAGGGUGGUUAUAUCAUACAAGAAGUAUUUAUAUAUAAUCUACAGCAUACAUUACACAAGAACAAACUGCACAAUUGUUUUGCGUCAUGCCUACUAAAGUCAUAUACACAAAACAACAAGUAUGGUUGCAAUACAGUUACAAAAUUCCGCUACCAUAAAGAGCUACACAUCUGUUCUGUUAUCCUGGCGUUCGAAAAACUUUUUAUAGAAAAAAAAAUUAAUAGAUUUUAAAGGAAAUCUCAGUUAAGCAAUGCCUACCUGGUUAAUACAGAUUAGUGUAUGGACAACUUCAAUUCACUAUGCAAAUUAAGUUUAACAGGAGCAUCUUGUUACUUUACUAGAUGACGUGGUUACUAUUUCCUGUUAGACUUGUACAGGCUAAGUUGUGCUUAAAUUCUAGGUUCUCUCUCUCUCUCUCUCUCUCUCUCUCUCUCUCUCUCUCUCUCUCUCUCUCUCUUUCUUGUUGCCAUGGAAGGCUUUUAGUUGAAACAUAAGUUGUUGUUUUUUUUGUUUCCUUUUUCUUCAGGUGUUCCCUAACCUAUAGUGUGGACUUAAAGCAGUUGAAACCAGAUUACUCCCCACAUGUCAUUGCUACAAAAUGCUAGCGAUUAAAACCAAAAAAAAGUAAAUGCAACUAAACUUGUGGUUAACUACGGUUGAAUUAUUCCAUUUCCCAGUCUGUCCAAAGAAGAAAUGGGGCCCGAGCUGUUUGUGGGACUGCUCUCACUGCUCAUCUCAUUGCGACAAAGUGAACGGCUCAUGCAACUUCUGUGAAAGUGGAUGGAAACACCCAAAGCGGGC
Messenger RNA from Lymnaea stagnalis (great pond snail), 7567 nucleotides. The record is from the annotation of a GenBank genome assembly. NCBI's taxonomy places the organism in Eukaryota, Metazoa, Mollusca, Gastropoda, Lymnaeidae.